This is a messenger RNA of Diospyros lotus (date-plum), 2048 nucleotides long. Its product is annotated as riboflavin biosynthesis protein PYRR, chloroplastic. Lineage: Eukaryota; Viridiplantae; Streptophyta; Magnoliopsida; Ericales; Ebenaceae. Gene Ontology annotation, molecular function: diaminohydroxyphosphoribosylaminopyrimidine deaminase activity; NADP binding; 5-amino-6-(5-phosphoribosylamino)uracil reductase activity. Gene Ontology annotation, biological process: riboflavin biosynthetic process. The transcript is spliced from 9 exons. The record is from RefSeq and is a predicted model, not a curated record. Bases 77 to 1864 code for a protein of 595 amino acids.
CACAUGUAAAUUUACAGAGAGAAGAGAAGAGAAGAGAAGAUCGGAGAUUGGAGAUUGGCAACUGGUUGAUUGAGUAAUGGCCUUCUCCUUGGGAGCAUUUGCUGCCGCGCCUCCCAUUAUGUGCAAGGCGGCGACCGGAAACAAUGGCGGCAACUCCCAUUCGCUUGACGCCUCCUACAUCCGACGCGCCGCCCUCGUCGCCGACAGUUCCGCCGGCUUCUCCUCUCCCCAUCCCAACUACGGCUGUGUCAUCGUCUCCCCCUCCGGCAGUGUUGCCGCCGAGUCCUACCUCUACGCCCAGGGCACCAAGCCCGCCGAGCUCCAGGCCGUCGAGGCCGCCGGUCCUCUCUGCAAUGGUGCCACCGCGUACCUGAACAUGGAGCCCGGCGACUGCCCCGGUGACCGCACGGCCGUCUCUGCUCUCGUUCAGGCAGGAAUUGCUAGAGUCGUUGUUGGGAUCAGGCAUCCUUUGCAACAUCUUAGAGGCAAUGCCAUUCGAACAUUGAGAAAUGAAAAAGUGACGGUUGAUGUUCUUGGCGAGGACCUAAAAAGUGAAACAAUUGAGGAAGCUUUGAAUUCCUGCCUAUUGGUCAAUGCUCCUUUGCUCUACAGAGCUGCCUGUCGAGUUCCGUUCUCUGUUCUCAAGUAUGCAAUGACACUUGACGGAAAAAUUGCAGCCAGUAGUGGACAUGCUUCAUGGAUAAGCAGCAAAAAGUCAAGAAGCCAUGUUUUUGAAUUACGAGGGAGAAGUGAUGCUAUUAUUGUUGGGGGAAAUACGGUGCGCAGCGAUAAUCCACAGUUAACUGCGAGACAUGGAGGUGGCCAUAUGCCCAUGCGGAUUGUUAUGUCACAAACACUUGAUCUUCCUGAGGUAGCAAAUCUUUGGGAUAUUGCUGAUGCGCCCACCAUUGUUGCAACACAAAGAGGUGCUAGAAAGAGUUUUCAGAAAUUUCUUGCAUCUAAAGGUGUUGAAAUAGUGGAGUUUGACAUCUUAAAUCCCAAAGUUGUCAUGGAAUAUUUACAUGACCGUGGUUACCUUUCAAUUUUAUGGGAGUGUGGAGGGACAUUAGCUGCAUCUGCUAUAUCAUCAGGGAUUAUACACAAGGUUUAUGCAUUUAUUGCUCCUAAAAUUAUUGGUGGGAAGAAUGCACCAUCACCAGUUGGUGAACUUGGGAUGGUUGAGAUGUCACAAGCUUUGCAAUUACUUGAUGUUUCCUAUGAGCAGAUUGGACCUGACAUGCUUGUAAGUGGAUUUCUUCAGCCUGUUCCAGACCUAACACCUUGUAUUCCAUCACUGGAGGAAAUUUCUGCUAUUGAUCCUACAGUUGCUCCUUAUGAAUCAAGCAUCAUAUUCUUUUAUAAGACAUGGGAUCCUUAUGGAGCCUUUUCAAACUUCUCACCUCAUGCAAUACAAAUGGCUGAUGAAAGUGUUAACUAUCUCUCUUGGCCAACUGUGGAGCACUAUUAUCAAGCACACAAAUUUUUUGGGGUGAAUGAUCCUCUAGCCAGAAAAUGUUUUGAAGAUAUAAGAUCUGCAAAAAGUCCUGAGGAAGCAGCACGAAUGGGAAGGAAAAUGCAGAAGCAGCACCCUAAUCUGGUGAGAUCUGAUUGGGAAUCUGUCAAGAUCGAUGUCAUGUACGGGGCCUUGAAAUGUAAGUUUUCAAUAUACCCCCACUUAAACUCUAUGCUGCUAUCGACUGCGGGGUCUGUUCUGGUUGAAGCCUCGCCGCAUGAUCUGUUCUGGGGUGGAGGUCAGGAGGGAGAAGGCCUGAACUAUCUAGGGAGGUUGCUGAUGCAGAUAAGAUCUGAGUUUCUAGGCGACUCUACAACAAAUACGACCAAAAGAGAGAGUGAAAUUUUGUAGAAUUUUUCCAAUUGUGACUAUCUAUAGACUAAUAUAUAAAGAGUAAUCCAUUUAUGGACAAUCUCUUGGCGAAAUUAUGAUGUACAAUUUACUUUACUUUUUUUUUAUUUCCUGUAAGUAUACAAUUUACUUUUCUUGUACCUUUGCUUCAGUGAUGAUAGGUAAACUUAUGUGGCUAAAGUCU